ACCCUCGCCAGUGGAGCGAAAAUCACGUCGCCCAUUGGUUACAAUGGGCCGCCAAGGAAUUCUCCUUGGAUUGCAUCCCUUUGAAUCAGUUCCGCAUGAAAGGCAAAGACAUCUGCGCAAUGGGCAAGGACGCAUUCGCCGCACGAGCGCCCGCUUUCGUCGGCGACAUCUUGUGGGAGCAUCUGGAACUACUCCAAAAAGACGUAGAAAAGGAACGCGCCCUCAACAGCUUGUACGAACCAAUGUGCGUGCCCGAUAUGACGUACAUCGACUAUUCGCAAGCGCCAACGCCUAUGAUGCCGUCUCCGGGCGAAGAUAGAAAACCUCAAACCGUCAAUACUUCUCAGCCGCCUAGUAGUACAACGUCGCCUAGCAACAACAACUUCUUACACGAAGGAGUUUAUGGCCAAUUGAGGAGUCCCGCCUGUCCACCACCCCCCGAAGAUUUACGGGAAGACGGUUCGCCGCCUCCAGGUGCCCCACCUUCUAGUUACCUCCAACAGUUGCAACGGAGUCCCGCGUAUCACCAUCUCAAAGACGGUUAUAAAGGGACGUGUCCCCCCGGAAGCGAUUCGUCAGGGGGCAACUUCGGAGCGAUAGACAACAAUUUGCCGACCUUGAAUAACGACGACGGGUCGCACUUGUUCCAAAAUCCCCAUUUUUCUCCCGAAGAACACGAAUACCAGGCGCUGGACAACCACCAGCAGCAGUAUAUGGACAAUUCGCCGGAGUUUUACCCCAAUCACAUUUUAGAGCAGAAGUACAAUCCUCAUAGUUAUGUCAAAAAUUACGUUAGAAGCUCGGGCGGACGAUUCAACGACGUCUACUCGGACACGUACGGAGCCCCUUACGACGCUACCCCCUUCCAGACGGUGCCGAGCGGGGCGAACAGCGGGCCAGAACAAUGGGGCCACAACCACGAAUUGUCGCUGGGCCACCAUCCGCACACCCAUCCCGCCUUCCUGUCCGCUGGCAUGACGAGAGACCAACUCAACGCCAUGCAGGACACCAAGCCGAUGAUCCAGAACGGCAUGAUCACCGGCUAUCCCGGUAACCCCACUACAGGAGGUCCUUGCUUUACAGGGUCAGGUCCGAUCCAACUGUGGCAAUUCCUCCUGGAGCUCCUUACAGACAAAUCCUGUCAGGCGUUCAUCUCUUGGACGGGCGACGGCUGGGAGUUCAAACUGACCGAUCCGGACGAAGUUGCGAGGCGAUGGGGCAUCAGGAAGAACAAGCCCAAGAUGAAUUACGAAAAAUUGUCGCGCGGUCUUCGUUAUUACUACGAUAAAAAUAUUAUACAUAAGACUGCCGGCAAACGUUACGUUUACCGAUUCGUUUGUGAUCUUCAGACGCUGUUAGGGUACACACCCGAAGAACUUCACGCUAUGGUUGAUCUCAAACCAGAAAAGAAAGACGACGACUGA
Molecule: messenger RNA, 1424 nt
Organism: Psylliodes chrysocephalus
Lineage: Eukaryota; Metazoa; Arthropoda; Insecta; Coleoptera; Chrysomelidae
Source: the annotation of a GenBank genome assembly